This is a messenger RNA of Mugil cephalus (flathead mullet), 2479 nucleotides long. RefSeq names its product nuclear GTPase SLIP-GC-like. Bases 24 to 2060 code for a protein of 678 amino acids. The record is from RefSeq and is a predicted model, not a curated record. Gene Ontology annotation, molecular function: GTPase activity. The transcript has 16 exons. Lineage: Eukaryota; Metazoa; Chordata; Actinopteri; Mugiliformes; Mugilidae.
UACUGUUAGAUGUGCGAAAGAUAAUGAAGUCUGUACGUGAAAGACUAAAAAACAAUGUCAAGGCAAAGAUCAGCGCUUUCCUCGUGAAGAAACUUGAUGGUUUACAGACAGACAAGAAGGAGCUGGUCGGUGUCUUUGGUAAAACUGGGGCUGGAAAGAGCUCUUUGAUUAAUACCAUCAUUGGAGAGAAGGAUCUUCUGCCAACUGGAAGUAUCACUUCAUGUACCACGGUCAUGAUUAAAGUCGAGGCUAGCAUGCACAACUAUGAGGCAGAGAUCGAGUUCAUUAAAAAAGAGGAGUGGGAAAAUGAGGUGUCCUCCCAUCAGUGUCUGUGGGAUAAUACAGUUGGUGAUACUGUUGAAGAUGAUGAAGAUGAUGAUGACGACAGUAGUGACAUUGUUGAGAAGCUGACAGCGCUGUAUGGAAAAAAAUGGAAACACAAGUCCCCUGACAAACUCCUACAGGAGAAAUAUUUCAGUGAAAUUCCAGAAUUUCUCCAAUCUGAGAAGAAGAUUUUUACAUGUGGAUCAGCUAAAGAGCUAUCUGCAAAGUUGGUGAAAUACACAAGGACUGAUCCAGAGGAGGGAGAGGUUACAGAAGUAAGGAGGUUGUAUUGGCCACUUGUGAAGUGUGUGACUGUCAAGGUGCCACAUAAUAAGUUUCUCCAACAUGUGACGCUUGUGGACCUUCCUGGAAAUGGAGACUGUAACAAGAGCAGAGAUCAAAUGUGGAAAAAGAUCAUUAGGGAUUGCUCCACUGUGUGGAUUGUGACUGACAUUAAUCGAGCAGCAGCAGAAAAAGAACCCUGGGAGAUCCUGGAAAGUACCAGUAGCCUCAUGGGAAAUGGUGGAGAGUGUCAGAGGAUUCACUUCAUCUGCACCAAGUCUGAUAAUAUUGGAGAUUUGGAUGAUCAUUCAGCAGCUGAUGUCCAUGCUCGCAUAAUGAAAAGAAAUGAAACAGCCAAGAAACAAGUGGAGACUAAAUUCCAAAAGCAAAAGAAGCUCAAGAAACAUUUCAGUACCAGCUGCCUUGAAGUCUUCACAGUGAGCUCCAAAGAGUUCCUGAAAGGAAAAUAUCUAAAGCCAGAUGCAACGGAAAUACCCAAACUUCAAAAAUUCUUGAGAGGUCUCAAUGACCGUCGGUCAGAGACUUUGAACUAUGUGUCUGGAGCUUAUGGGAUUCUCUGUUGGAUUCAAGCAGCCCACCGUAAAGAAGGGGCCAGCAAAACAAAUGUGUGUGCGGACCUUCAACAAAUCAUGAAUCAUCAACUUGACGACGUUAGAAAAGAAAUUGAUGAAGUUAACAAGACUUUUGAAAAAUGCCUCACUGGGGGUGUUGAAAAAUCCAAACGUUUCUGUGAAGAUGAAUUGAAUUCUGUCUUACAUCUCAAAAAAGACGGCCGUGGUUUUCACAGGACACUGAAAUGUGUUGUUAAGAACGGUGGAGUCUACAGGACAAAAGAUGGGAAAUCAAUAAAUCUCAACAUGACGUUGUCUUUGUUCUUGACUGACAGCAUUGAUGAGGAAUACAAGAAGACCUUCCCAAAUAACAGAGAAUGUGAACCAUUCAAUGGGGUCAUCGGUAAGACUUUACUCGUCACAGACGAGAUGAUUCAGAAGUACAAAGAUGAGAAAAUGCUGCUGGAUUUUCUGAAGACCGAGGAAGAAAAGAUUAAAACAAACCUAAUAUCAAUAAUCCGAAACGAGAAGAAAGCCAUCUACAGCAGUCUGACAGAGACAAUUGAGAUGACUAUGAAAGACUGCUAUGAAAGAGCAGCUGGAUUUACAGGAAAGGGCACACUGAAAAAGAUGAGGGACACUGUUGGGAGACAUGUACAGGAUUCAAAGGACGUCAUGUUUGAUCGCGCUAAAAAUAUUAUGUUGUACCAACUGAAUCAGCUGAAGGAGAACAUCCUGGAGACAAUGGAGACAACCAUGAAGAAAGCCAUGAAAGUUUCACUCAAGUCAGAUGACUUCUCAUUCCCAGAUGUUUCAGCAGAGCUUGGAGAAGUGAUGAAAAGAUACAUUGACCUGAAGGACCGCAAGACGAUAAGUAGCUAAUCAGAUGUUUCAGAUUUAUUUUCUGCAUGGAGCAGAAGCCUGGUCACUGUCUGAACCUCCAAAAGGAUAGAUGACUAAUAAAGACAAGAGGCCUCUUGAUUUGGCCUGAUUCAUUUUUUGUCAGUUUAUUACCAGUGUUUUCUUUGAAUGCUGUUCUGAUGUGUGCUUUCAAUUUGUUUUUGAAUUUCAUGUGGAGGAAUUUUAGAUUUUUUUUUUAGGUUGUCUGUUGUGUAGAAAAAAGGCAGGGAUGAAAUACAGAAUGCUGAGGUUUUCAUCAUAGCACAAUGUUACUAUCAUGUCCCAGUUGUGUUUUCAUGUUAAGGAUUUAAGAUUUCACUAUAUGCACAUGCAUACACAUACAUGUUUGUAUGGCUAUCUUUGUGAGGGCACUCAUUAGCAUGAUGCAUUCCAUAGCCCUU